AGUAACAUUUGAAUUGUUUUAUAUCCUUCCCAAGUUGUGUUUAAUGAUACUACAGUUGUGGAGCUAGUGUAUCAAUGAAGUUAUGUCAUAGCUAGGGAUGGGAAUUGAUAAGAUAUUCUUUUUACUGGUCCGAUUCUUCAUCAAUUCCCUUUUCCUGAUAAAUUCUCUGUGUGGAAAAAAGUAGGCCUGCACAGGUUUUCAGCAUCAACUGUUUUAUUAUCUGUGAGUCUGAACACAGUGUAGAAACAUAGUGGAAAGCAGGCUGGAGCAAGUGAUUCUACUCAGAGAAGGGAUUGUUUGAAGAUCACCCCCCAAGUUCCCUCAGUACUGUACUACACUGCAGUGUGGUGAGGCAGUGGCCUGUCAGCUAGCCUGUUAGCCCCAGUUGAUGGUCUGCUGUCUGUUAGUUAGCUCCGUUAGCUCCAGCAGCAGACCGACAGAACAGCGGCUAUCCCUGCAGCCCGGCCCGGUCACAGUACCAGCCAGGCAUUCCUCUUCUGCAGGCUAUGCCUUUGUCCACAUGGAAAACAAGGAAGAUGCGCUCCAGGCCAUCGAGGCCCUGCACGGCACCUCAUUUAAGGGCCGUCCCCUAUCCGUGGAGCUCUCCAAGGUCCAACCCAGCAAACAGGCACCUACAGGGAAAAUCCCCUGUGUUAACUGUGGAAAGCAGGGCCACUAUGCUGGAGAAUGCCCCGUGGGGAAGCCCUCUCUGGAGCAGUACCAGAGUCAGGCAGCGGUCCUGGCCGCCGCUGCUGCUGCUGCCGCCGGCCUGCCAUUACAGGUCCAACAAAGCGUGCACAAUUCAGUCUACAACACCUCCACGUUUGAUCCCACAUACGCAGCUCUCACAGGGAUCACGACAGGCACACGCACUGAUGGAAAUCCAGUGAAUCCAGCUGUUUAUGGUGCCCUUGCCAGCCAGGUGUAUGGUGCCAAUGUCGCCAAUCAGCUUUAUGGAACGGUAGCCAAUCAGGCAGCUCUUACAUCAGGCGCUACGCAAGUAUACAGCUCGAUGACCCCUAACAUCUACGGCCAGGUGGCUGCAAGUCCGGCGGCGGCGGCUGCUGCAGCAGCAGCUGCGGCUGCCUACACAACUCCGGUUUACACCCCAACUAUGGCCAACCCUCCCGUCUAUCUGGCUGCUGCUCAUGGAUUAGAAAUGCCAACAGCAGCGGCUGCAGUCAACCCCGCCUACACUGUAGCUCCAGCAAUUUAUGGUGCUGCCACGCCAGCCUACGCUCAUAUAAGCGCCAUGGGUGCGGCGGACCCUACCACAGCCCUCUUUGAGGCAGCCAGGCAGGCACAUUAUUUUGCUCAAGGCCAGCAGGUAGUGGCUGAACAGCAGUCAGUAGCUGCAGCAGCGGCAGCAGCUGUGGCAAAGUCUGGGGAAAGGGACCGUAGUCCCCUACGGAGGUCAGCACCCCUUUUACCAGACCCAGUGAUGAAGCCGUUUAUUUACCAGAGAGCCAAGCCACGCCGACCCUUGCUCCCCACACCAGCGGGUCGAGCAGCAGAAGAAGCAGUGGAGGCUGCAGAGGACCCCAUGGCCAGGUACUAUGCGGAGUACUACCAGCAGCUGCAGCAGUACCCCCAGUUCCAGUAUGCCUACCCGCCCCCGAGCACAAUGACAGCCCUCCCUGGCAUGCCGGGAGUCUCUGCUGUGCCAGCAGUCCCCACUGUCUCCGCGAUGUCUGCCCAACCGGUCGCCACGCUGGACGCCCUCAGGCCAGUGGUCCCCACCGCUGCGGCAGUAGCAGCCGCCAUGGCUGCGCCCAGGGUGUAUGAGCCGCCGUUGCCGCCGCCCACGCGCAAGGAGGCCAUCCUCCGCCGCCCCGAACUCUCCCUUCACACGCCUGAGCCCCCCUUCCGAUAGUCGCACACAACUCUAUGCCCCCCCCCCCCCCCACCCCUCCUUCUUUGCCCUAAACCUCACCCCUUGACCCACCUCCUCUUCCACCCCAAACUUGACCACCUUACAGCAGCUGUAUG
Molecule: messenger RNA, 1989 nt
Organism: Thunnus maccoyii (southern bluefin tuna)
Lineage: Eukaryota; Metazoa; Chordata; Actinopteri; Scombriformes; Scombridae
Gene: rbm14b
Product: RNA binding motif protein 14b
Exons: 3
Coding region: 389-1873 (494 amino acids)
Cellular component (GO): cytosol
Molecular function (GO): mRNA binding; zinc ion binding
Source: RefSeq, a predicted model, not a curated record